AUGGGAAGCUAUCGGUUCGUGCUCGUCGAACCUGCUGCCAGGCCAGCCUAUCCUCUCUUUGGCGUCCUUCCAAUACCAGCGACCAUCGCCACGCAGGCAUUGCUCGGCAUUGGUGCUCUUCUCAUCAUUAUUCUCGCUUUGGCAGCAUACAGCGAUAUGCUCAAGCCAGGACUGCAAUCAGUCUCGCGCCUCCAUCCCUAUACCCCUUCGGCUCCCUCCGACAAGGCUCAGUCAUUGCGGCGGGCCCGCUCCGCUGCUCCCUCCUCCUCGCUCCAUUCUUCAAGAGCUUCAUCCCGGUCUUCAGCAUCGACAUCGAGAGCUCGCAUAGCUAAUCCAAAGUACAAGGGUCUACGCAACACGGGCAACACCUGCUUCUUCAACUCAACCCUGCAGUCAAUAUCGUCUCUCGCGCUAUACCGCAAGUAUCUCUAUGUUCUGGUGGAAGAGGCAGAACGAUGGGAUACUCCAACACCCGUCAUCGAUGCACUGCUAGAGCUCGUCGAAGAGCUCGCUACACCAGGCGACCGGAACAUGACGAUAAACCCACAACAGCUCGUUCGUGCUCUCCAGAAUCUGCCCUCCUCCUCGAUACGAAGCCUCGUGGGUGCUCACCAGCAACAGGACGCGCACGAACUCUUUGCGCUUCUCAACGAGGCAGUCGAUGCCGAAGCCAGAGCUAUUCAGCAUGAAAGACAAAAGAAGCUCGACAGCGAACAGGCUGGCUUCCGAGCGCUCAUGGCGCCAUCGCUGCCAUGGAGCGGCUGCGGUGUGUAUGCAGAUCCAGCGCACGCUUCUGGUGCUCCUACAUUGAACGGCACCUUCAACCCGCUCGAGAUCCUUGGGAUGACCGAUAAAUCCAACAGCACUUCCGCCGAAGCGAGCAAGAUGCACUCAAGCAGCACCAGCAACACUCUCAUGAUCUCACCCUUCGACGCUCUCUUGGCGCAGCGCACCAUCUGCCUCGAUUGUGGAUAUUGCGAGGCGAUCCGGCACUUUUCCACAUCCGAGAUCUCCCUGUCCGUGCCAGCGAUGAACGUGAGUACUCGCACGUCCGAGAUUACAGGUACAUCAGCCUGCUCGUUGCAAGAAUGCCUCGCGCAGUGGUCCGACUUGGAACAGGUCGAUUGGAUUUGCUGGAACUGCACGCUACGCAACACCUUGCAAGCUGUCAAGGAGGAUCUCUCCAACAAAGGUUCCGCCACAAAGCAGAACGGAGUAGCCGCGAACGGCUCCGCUCAUGCAUUGUCGAACGGCAACUUGACUCCAGCAAAGAAGAAGCGACUUGCUCAGCUCAGGUCGAAGGAAACCAAGCUGACUCGCAUUCUGGAGUCUGGCUUGUCAGAGGACGAGCUCAAGCAAUCUUCCGAGGAUCCCGCCUCGCCCUGGUUCAACAUAUUGAACAACAUCCAGCUCAAAAAGACGCUCAGUCGACUGUCCACGAAACAGAUCAUGAUCUCUCGACCUCCCCGCGUGCUGACGUUGCACCUCAACCGGUCCUCGUAUUCGGCCUCUUCAUGGGCACCAUCGAAGAACAAUCGUCACGUGCUGUUUCCAGAGUAUCUCGACUUGAGUGACUUCACCCUUCAGGGAAGCAUCUCGCUGGACGGGAGGCAGACUAUGAACUCGAAUGCCAUUGGCAGAGACGAUGGUCCGGAUGCAAAAGCGGAAUCCCUCUACCGGCUGGCUGCUAUUGUCGUACACUACGGCUCGCACUCAUUUGGACAUUACAUUGCGUUCAAGCGCGUUUCUGGGGCAGGCGAGUCAGGAUACGAUGGGAUUGCCGACCAAGGCGCGGGGGACAGCUGGCUGCGGAUCUCAGACGAAAGCGUCUCACCUGCCACCAUUCAGCAGGUCAAGCAGGAGAACCCGUAUAUGCUCUUCUACGAGCUUAUGCCGGCGAGAGCUCAGCAGGACAAGAUCGAGCUUCCGGACGGGGCGGACUAUGCCAUGCUGCAAAAAGCGAUAGCUGGGGCGAUGGGCGCGAAUGGACACAGUAAGACUGGAACGGACGAAGGCGCGAGUAGUGUUACCUCCUCGAGAGCGAGUCCCGGUCCGAGCUCUUUACGGAUCAGGCCGAGGACGGUACAUCGAUGGAGCACUCCACCAGUAGCGUAG
This is a messenger RNA of Kalmanozyma brasiliensis GHG001, 2115 nucleotides long. Its product is annotated as Peptidase C19, ubiquitin carboxyl-terminal hydrolase. Gene Ontology annotation, biological process: protein deubiquitination. The transcript has a single exon. The coding region runs from base 1 to 2115 and encodes 704 amino acids. Lineage: Eukaryota; Fungi; Basidiomycota; Ustilaginomycetes; Ustilaginales. Gene Ontology annotation, molecular function: cysteine-type endopeptidase activity; cysteine-type deubiquitinase activity. The record is from RefSeq and is a predicted model, not a curated record. Gene Ontology annotation, cellular component: cytosol; nucleus.